AUGAUUAUCUACACUGACGCCUUCACCGGUGACGAGCUUGUCUCCGACACCUUCAACCUUAAGCCCAGCCCCAUCUCCCCCAUCCUUUGGGAGUGCGACGUCCGCAAGUACAGCCGUCCCGUCGGUGGCGAUAACUUCCAGCUCGAGGGUGCCAACCCCUCCGCUGAGGAUGUUGAGGAGUCCGGUGGUGGUGAGGUCGAGAUGGUCAUGGUCCACGAUAUCGAGGAUCAGUUCCGUCUCAACUGGCUGAAGGACGAGUUCCGUCCCUCCAAGGAGGCCUUCAAGUCCGGCCUCAAGGGUAUGUCAAUGCAUCGUCUUGCACUCAUCAAGACAUUUCUCAACCCCCUUAACCCCGCAGUGGGGGAAGGGAGUAUUCCUAGACGUAUUUCGCUGACAAUUUUGUUCCCAGCCUACCUCAAGAGACUCCAAAAGUACCUCGUUGAGAUCCAGACCCCCGAGGAGCACGCCGCAUGGAAGGCCGCUGCCCCUGGUGCCCUCAAGGCCCUCAGCGCCAACUACGACAACUAUGACUUCAUGGUCGGUGAGAGCCACAGCCCCGAUGGCCAAUACGUCCUGAUUGACUUCCGUGAGGAUGGUGUCACCCCCUACGCCAUUAUCUGGAAGGAUGGCCUCAAGGAGACCAAGGUCUAA
Molecule: messenger RNA, 651 nt
Organism: Penicillium olsonii
Lineage: Eukaryota; Fungi; Ascomycota; Eurotiomycetes; Eurotiales; Aspergillaceae
Source: the annotation of a GenBank genome assembly